AUGUCUACGUCGAAAGAUACAGAGACAUGCACCGAUGCCGGACCCGUACCAACUGAAGUUUUCCGGGAUGUCGAUAUCCAGCAAGGCGAGAGAAGCGCUUUGCCAUCAGGAACCUUCGAUCCCGUUUAUGAAGCUAAAGCGUGCGAGCUCAACAAGGCCAUUCAAAGCAUUGGCAUGGGCAAAUACCAAUGGCAGCUUUUCGCCGUCAUCGGCUUUGGCUGGGCCAAUGAUAAUAUGUGGCCAAUUAUCACUUCUUUGAUUCUCACCGCAGUCGGCAAUGAAUUCAAGCCCACGUAUGCGGAAUAUCUCACGCUCUCGCAAAAUAUCGGUCUUCUUGUAGGUGCUAUGUUUUGGGGGUUUGGGUGUGAUCUGUUCGGGAGGAAAUGGGCCUUCAAUUUGACCCUUGGCAUUACAGGCGUGUUUGGUCUCAUCUCCGCGGGGUCGCCCAACUUUGCAGCUAUUUGCGUCUUUGCGGCGUUGUGGUCCGUGGGCGUGGGCGGAAACUUGCCGGUUGACUCAGCCAUCUUUCUAGAAUUUCUCCCCGCAUCGCACCAAUUCUUGUUGACGGUUCUGUCUAUAGACUGGGCUUUUGCACAACUUCUCGCGUCCUUGGUGGCAUGGCCGCUACUGGGUGACUACACCUGCCAAGAAGACACAGUUUGCACGCGAAGCGAGAAUAUGGGUUGGCGAUAUUUCAUGAUUGCCAUGGGCGGCUUGUCCAUGGUCAUGUUUGCCGUUCGUUUCUUCUGCUUCACCAUAUACGAAUCACCAAAGUAUUUGAUGUCACGUGGCCGAGAUGCAGAGGCGGUAGCUGUUGUCCACGAGGUCGCUCGCCGCAAUGGCAAAACUUCGAAUCUGACUUUGGAAGAUCUGACACAAUACAACGAACUUGCCAGGUCUGGACAUGAUGGGGUUCGGGAACAGCAGACGUCCGCGGCAGCAGCCUUGCAGCGGAAUCUGGAAAAAGUGAGUUUGACGCAUGUGCGCUCGCUUUUCUCGACAGUCCGAUUGGCGAUCUCAACCUCAAUGGUAACGGCGAUCUGGGCGUUUAUUGGCCUCGGUUUCCCGCUCUACAACGCAUUCCUUCCUUACAUCCAGGCCACUCGCGGGGCGUCAUUUGGCGACGGAUCAACUUACAUUACGUAUCGAAACGAGGUGAUUAUUGCCGUCCUCGGGAUUCCUGGCUGUCUGUUGGGAGGAUUGCUGGUAGAAUUGCCACGAUUUGGGCGCAGAGGUGCACUGGCCGUCUCCACUGCAAUGACGGGUGUUUUCCUUUUUGCAUCCACCACGGCGACGACAUCGAAUGCGCUACUUGGCUGGAACUGUGCUUACAAUUUCAUGAGCAACAUCAUGUAUGCUGUACUUUACGCGUAUACGCCCGAGGUGUUCCCUACCAAAGACCGGGGUACAGGAAAUGCAAUUGCUGCAACGGCUAAUCGUGUUUUUGGCAUUAUGUCGCCGAUUAUUGCCAUGUUUGCCAACCUCAACAGUUCGGCUCCAGUGCCAAUCAGCCGACUAGCUGGUCUUCUGUUGGGACCUAAGCAUCGCACUAUUCGCAAAAACAGCCGCGGCCAACUCGUUCACAUGUUUUCGUUCAGCAUGGACGAACCCCUUCAUCGUGAGAUCAGCCGGGCGAACGGUCGCGCUAGGGCCGGUUCAUUGAAUGCUGAAAGGAGAAUGUCGGCUCCUAAUCCCAAAGACUCGAUGAAAUCGACCUGGCGUCAAACCAGCAAGGACGAAUGGACCCCAUGGCACUGGUUCUUUGAGGUAUUGGGCGUGCAUCCCACGGCCCUCGACAAGCCAAUACCAGUGCAUUCUAAGGAAGACUUGGUGCCGCAUCUACCGGAGUGGAAGGCCCAUCGCUGGGUGAUUUCGCAUGCCCUGAUCCCGCUCAUCUUGCAUCAGACCUACGUCUCGUAUACAGGACACAACCUCGGCGCGGUAGCUGCGUUCUUGUUUUAUGGCGUUGCCUUCAAGGCCAUUGCCAUCAACCAGCUGCACGUGCUGCGCGACCUGGGCCACAUAUACGGCUUCUUCGAUGGCGACAAGCACGCGCGCGACGACGUUCCAGAUAUCGGCGUCGCCAAGGUCGUGCACUCGCUCAUGUCCACGUCGACGUUCAGACCCAUGAUGACCGUCUUCCUGGCCUACCGCAGCGCUGACACACCGGCGACAGCGCUGGCAUCGAACUGGGUCUGGGUGCUGCUCGAGGUCGGGCUGUAUGGUAUCAUUCUCGACUUUUGGUUCUAUUGGUACCAUCGCGUGAUGCACGAGGUGGACUCGUUGUGGAGAUUCCAUCGCACGCAUCAUCUCACCAAACAUCCCAAUCCGCUGCUGAGUCUGUAUGCAGACACGGAACAGGAGUUCUGGGAUAUAGCUGGCAUUCCGCUGUUGACGUACUUUAGUAUGAAGCUGAUGGGCAUGCCCAUGGGGUUUUAUGAGUGGUGGAUUUGCCAUCAGUAUGUCGUCUUUGCGGAGUUGGCGGGUCAUUCGGGCCUGCGUAUUCAUGCCUGUCCGCCGAAUUUGUUUAGUUGGUUGUUGCAGUGGGUUGAUGCGGAGUUGGUUAUUGAGGAUCACGAUUUGCAUCAUCGCACUGGUUGGAAGGCGAGCCAUAAUUAUGGGAAGCAGACGAGGUUGUGGGAUCGGAUUUUUGGCACUUGUCGCGAGAGGAUUGAGACGCAGAAGGAGGCGAUUGAUUGGGAGAGGACGGUUGAUAUGCCUUUGUUUUGA
Messenger RNA from Talaromyces atroroseus, 2730 nucleotides. RefSeq lists its product as hypothetical. Gene Ontology annotation, biological process: lipid biosynthetic process; transmembrane transport. Lineage: Eukaryota; Fungi; Ascomycota; Eurotiomycetes; Eurotiales; Trichocomaceae. Gene Ontology annotation, molecular function: iron ion binding; oxidoreductase activity; transmembrane transporter activity. Bases 1 to 2730 code for a protein of 909 amino acids. The record is from RefSeq and is a predicted model, not a curated record. The transcript has 3 exons.